Molecule: messenger RNA, 1411 nt
Organism: Anopheles aquasalis
Lineage: Eukaryota; Metazoa; Arthropoda; Insecta; Diptera; Culicidae
Gene: Nubp1
Product: NUBP iron-sulfur cluster assembly factor 1
Biological process (GO): iron-sulfur cluster assembly
Cellular component (GO): cytosol
Molecular function (GO): ATP-dependent FeS chaperone activity; 4 iron, 4 sulfur cluster binding; ATP binding
Source: RefSeq, a predicted model, not a curated record
ACCAAUUAAAUGUUGGGUCACAACGGUCAAUUUAAACGAAGCGUUUUUUUGCGUGAAACGAAAAACGCUUCCGCUGGCUGUCAUCUAGGCAGCAUAAAAAACCAUAAACAUAACCAAAACAAGAACAGCUGAAGCCAAAAUCUGAAACCACGAAAAAGGACUCUAAAUCCUUCUACAACAACUGCGCUGGAAGCAAUCAACCAACUUACGGUCAACUGUUGAACAGGCAUUUGCGACCACGAUCCGGGUAUCUCGAAACGAAACCAUCAGAAACGGCUUAGCUACCAAAUGAACCGGUGAGAUUACAGCUAAUCGCUCCACUUCACUUCAAAAGUUCCGGCAAAUAGUUGAAGGAAAGAAAAAUCCACAAAAACUUACUGAACGAUGAGCACAAUUCCGGCCGAUGCUCCAGCCCACUGCCCUGGGACGGAGAGCAACGAUGCGGGUAAGGCGUCCGCCUGUGCCGGCUGUCCCAAUCAGCAGAUCUGUUCGACCGGUCCGAAAGGACCGGAUCCGGCGAUAGCGCUAGUCCGCGAGAAGCUAACGGACGUUCGGAACAAGCUGCUCGUCCUGUCGGGCAAAGGAGGCGUAGGGAAGAGCACGGUAACGGCCCUCCUGUCCCGCGCCAUGGCUCACCGGACACCGGAGGAGAACUUUGGUGUACUCGAUAUCGACAUCUGUGGACCGUCGCAACCGCGUGUCCUCGGAGUGCUCGGUGAACAGGUGCACCAGUCCGGAUCCGGCUGGUCACCCGUCUACAUCGAGGACAACCUGAGCCUGAUGUCGAUCGGUUUCCUGCUCGGCAGCCCGGACGAUGCCAUCAUCUGGCGCGGACCGAAAAAGAACGGUAUGAUCCGCCAGUUCCUUACCGAGGUUGACUGGGGCCAGCUGGAUUACCUGUUGCUCGACACACCGCCCGGUACAUCGGACGAGCAUCUAUCGGCCACCACCUUCCUCCGGGGGACCACCGGACGAUGGGGUGCCGUCCUUGUGACCACACCGCAAGAGGUCGCACUGCUGGACGUAAGGAAGGAGAUUUCGUUUUGCAAAAAACUCGCCAUUCCGAUCGUUGGCGUCAUCGAGAACAUGUCCGGUUUCGUUUGCCCAAAGUGUACGGUUCAGUCGGCGAUAUUUCCUGCCCGGACGGGACCGAACGGUGGACCGGGGGGAGCGGAAGCGAUGUGCGUAGAGAUGGAGGUACCGUACCUGGGUCAGUUACCGCUCGACCCACGGCUUACCAAGUGCUGUGAUGAAGGCAAGGAUUUCAUCACCGAGUUCCCGGAAAGCCCGGCCGUAACGGCACUCGAGCCGAUCGUGACGAAGGUGCGCACGUUUUUCGACCAAGCGCCCGAAAAUAAGAGCGAAUAAAGCGCGCCAGGGGUGCCAGGGAGGACACAACCAUCAUUCUGUA